Copidosoma floridanum is the source of this 1200-nucleotide messenger RNA. It is a transcript of the gene Cyp18a1, whose product is annotated as Cytochrome P450 18a1. Gene Ontology annotation, cellular component: cytoplasm; intracellular membrane-bounded organelle. Lineage: Eukaryota; Metazoa; Arthropoda; Insecta; Hymenoptera; Encyrtidae. Gene Ontology annotation, molecular function: oxidoreductase activity, acting on paired donors, with incorporation or reduction of molecular oxygen, reduced flavin or flavoprotein as one donor, and incorporation of one atom of oxygen; heme binding; iron ion binding. The record is from RefSeq and is a predicted model, not a curated record. Gene Ontology annotation, biological process: xenobiotic metabolic process.
AUGUUUGUGGAGCACGGGAUCGAGUGGUUGUGCGGUGGUAUGAUCGGCGGGGGGCGCGCCGACGCCUUCCGUACGCUCCUCGUGUUUUUCGGGGUGCUCCUGUUCGUGCGGCUCGUUCAGUGGUACCGGCGUUUCUUGUCGUUACCACCUGGGCCCUGGGGCUUACCGAUUUUCGGCUAUCUGCCGUUCAUGAAGGACGUCGACGUGCACCUCCGCUUCGGCGAGCUGGCCAAACGCUACGGGUCCAUGUUCUCGGCGAAACUGGGCACUCAGUUGGUUGUCGUGCUCAGUGAUUACAAGAUCAUCAGGGAGACCUUUCGCCGGGAGGAAUUCACCGGCAGGCCCCACACCGAGUUUUUCAACAUACUCGGAGGAUAUGGAAUCAUCAAUUCCGAGGGCGCUCUGUGGAAGGACCAGCGAAGGUUCAUUCACGAAAAACUGCGCAAUUUCGGCAUGACUUGCCGAGGUAGCGGUAAAAAAAUCAUGGAAUCGACCAUAAUGAAAGAGGUCGACCUGUUCAUCCGAGGUCUGGAGGCUCGCGAGGGGGCACCGACCAACGUCUCUUUUUCACUCGGACUGUCGAUAACCAACGUCAUCUGCUCCAUCAUAAUGAGCGUGCGGUUCAGGCACAACGACGCUCGCUUCAAGCGCUUUAUGGCCCUGAUCGAGGAGGGCUUCCGGCUGUUUGGCCGAUUGAGCUUCGUCAACUACAUCCCGGUUUUCCGCCACCUGCCCUGGCUACAGUCGGUCAAGACCAAAAUAAGCGCCAAUCGCGCCGAGAUGGCCGAUUUCUUUCAAGAGACCGUCGACCAGCACAGGGAGACCUUCGACGGGGCCAAUGUACGCGACCUCGUAGACACGUACCUGCUCGAGAUCGAGAAGGCCAAGGCCGAGGGCCACCCCGAGAAGCUCUUCCAGGGGAAAGACCAUGAUCGCCAGUUACAGCAGAUCUUGGGUGAUCUCUUCUCCGCUGGCAUGGAGACGGUGAAGACGACCCUCGAGUGGGCUCUCGUGCUGAUGCUCCACCAUCCGGAAGCUGCCAAAGCCGUUCAGGAGGAGCUCGACCAGGUGGUCGGCCGAUCGCGCAUGCCAGCCCUCGAGGACCUGCCCUUCUUACCGAUCACCGAGGCCACGAUAUUGGAGGUCCUCAGGCGCACGAGCAUCGUGCCCCUAGGAACCACCCACGCGACCACUCGGUAA